This is a messenger RNA of Plasmopara halstedii, 930 nucleotides long. Its product is annotated as crinkler family protein. The transcript is spliced from 4 exons. The record is from RefSeq and is a predicted model, not a curated record. Gene Ontology annotation, biological process: protein phosphorylation. Gene Ontology annotation, molecular function: ATP binding; protein kinase activity. NCBI's taxonomy places the organism in Eukaryota, Oomycota, Peronosporomycetes, Peronosporales, Peronosporaceae. The coding region runs from base 1 to 930 and encodes 309 amino acids.
AUGGCUGACCGAAAACGAGUGGAGAAAUUCGAUGAAAUUGAGGAAGCAGCAGGAAAUGGCCCUGUGAAUGUGUUGGUGGUUGUUAGCGAAGCAGAUCGAUUUCGGAUGGUGCUUGCGCUCCUGAACUUGUGUCUACUCUUUCCCGCCAUCGCGGAGGCUUGUCCAGAUUCUGGUCGAAAUGAAUACAUGGAUAUUUAUUGUUGCAAAGGUGUCGUUGUGCGAUUGAAUCCAACAUCCGUCGAAAAGGUUUUCCUGCUUGAAAAAGACAUCGAUCAGCUGGAGCUCAUCUAUCGCAUUAUAAAAAAUGCCGAUGUUCCUCAUGUUGAUCGUCUUAUCAAGGUGAAGCGGUCAACGAAGACUGCCACAUUUGAGCCUUGUGGUAUGAUGGUAAAACCAUCAAACUUGUUGGAGUUGUUUGUUGCCCUUCGGUUCGUCCUUGAGGCUUUGAUUGUACUUCAUCGUGAAUUGGUGAUCCAUCGAGACAUCCGCUGGCCAAACGUGAUCAAGCGACGUGAUUGUGACGCAUGGUUCUUAAUCGAUUUUGCUGAUGCAGCAAUAAGCCCGCAACACUUCCCCAACGGCGAACACCUGACCAACGAAGAACAUGCACCCGAGAUAUUCGUGAGCGGCGGGACUCACACAACUGCUGUCGAUUUAUGGGGGGUGGGAUACUUAAUUGAGACAAGUUUUGUGAAUUGGGAUGACCUAUCGCAACGAACGGCAUUUGUGAAGCGGUUGAUGAUGAAAGAUCCGAAUGCGCGACCAACAGCAGAACAAGCUCUGAGUGAUUUGGUGGAGCUCCAAGCAGGGGCUAUGCAGGAGCAACUGGUGGUUGAUAGCUUGCGUCAGAAACAAAUACAGGCCGAAAAUAUUGGUGAAUUAAAAAAAACACGGAUUUUGUUCAGUAAUAUACUACCAGCGAACUUUUAA